This is a messenger RNA of Phragmites australis (common reed), 4485 nucleotides long. RefSeq names its product protein argonaute MEL1-like. Gene Ontology annotation, biological process: regulatory ncRNA-mediated post-transcriptional gene silencing. NCBI's taxonomy places the organism in Eukaryota, Viridiplantae, Streptophyta, Magnoliopsida, Poales, Poaceae. The transcript is spliced from 22 exons. The record is from RefSeq and is a predicted model, not a curated record. Bases 1 to 3408 code for a protein of 1135 amino acids. Gene Ontology annotation, molecular function: protein binding; RNA binding. Gene Ontology annotation, cellular component: cytoplasm.
AUGGCCGAGGGAGGCGAAGGCCUUGGACGGCCGGGAGGCUGCGGCAACCCACGCCCUCCGUACGAUCGGGGCCCCGGGGCAGCCGGAGGCGGAGGAAGCCGACCCAGCGGCUUCGUGUCGCUGCCGCCGGCGACGACGCGGCUUCCGGUGCCUGCUCAGUACCAGGCCGCGCCGAUGGGCUACCGCGAGCCCAUGGCGCUGCCGCACCAGGCCGCGUACGGGCACGGGGCUCCGGUGGUCGUCUAUCGCGCGCCCGCGUCAGCGGCGCCUGUCUUGGCGCCUCCGCCCGCUCCUGUGCCAGUCACCAUCCGGGCGCCUCCGCCCUCGAAGUCUCCGGCUCCGGCUACGCACCAGCUGGCGCAGGGCGCCUCUCGGGCGUCCGCGCCGGCCCUGGCCUCCUCGGCGCCGUCGGCCGAGGUUGAGAAGAAGCUGUUGGUGUCCGAGACCGCGCUGGCGCCACCCGCGGAAGCUGCUGCAGCGGUGGCCCUGGCCGCUACCGCGGAGGCCGCGUCGGAUGUGGAUCUUGCGCCGGUCUCGAAGAAGAAAAAGGGGCUCGCGCACUCUGCUCGCCCGGUCCCUCGGACCUGCGGGAAGAAGGUGAUGGUCCGCGCGAACCACUUCCUCGUGGACGUCGGCGACAACAAUCUGUUCCACUACGAUGUGAUGAGCUCGCCCCUUCUACAGCCCCUCUGUUCUUCUACUCUUAUCAACUUCUACAUGCAUGCUAUCCUUUACCGCCUGCUUAGAUUUGGUGGUCUUGUGUGGGAUAGCUUUGCUACUGGCUGUGCCUCUAGUUCGUCAGAUGAAACGGUGAAGGGAUAUAUGAAACGCUUCCGAUCUCAUCCUGCUUUAUGCAGCUAUGCGCUGCUGUUCGUUUGCUUUUCAGUUAGGCACCACUGCACCAGGCAACCCACACCAAGGCCACAACCCGCAAAUGAACUCUCCAACCCCACUGCUUCAAUUGGCCCGCCAUUCCACCCAGAACUUCACAAUUUUCUUCAUUCAUUUGCUGUUGCUAUUAAUCCCGAAUCAAAAUCAAGAGCAACAAAUAGGGAUGUUCUUAGUGAGCUCAUCAAGUUGUAUGGGAAGACAUCUCUGGACGGUAAACUGGCAGCCUAUGAUGGAAGGAAGAGUCUUUAUACUGCAAGUUCACUUCCUUUUGAAUCAGAGGAGUUUUUGGUCAAACUGGUUGAUUCGGAAAAGAAGGGUAAAGAAAGGGCGGAGAGAGAGUAUACGAUCACAAUUCGAAUUGCUGGGAGAACAGACUUGUACCACCUUACAUCAGACAGCCAUCGUGUGAAGAUAAAAAAAGCAUUACAGGGAGUUUGCAUCGAAACAAGCCACCAAGAGGACCAAAUCAGAAGAUACAAGAUAACAGGGAUUACUCCCAUCCCUAUGAGCGAGCUGAUAUUCUCUGUUGAUGAGAAAGGGACGACGAAGUCUGUUGUGCCUAUAGAGGUUUGCAAGAUUGUAGAAGGGCAGAGAUACUCUAAGAAGCUUAAUGACAAACCAGUGACCAACAUAAUCAGAGCAGCCUGUAAACGUCCCCAGGAGAGGGAGCAGAGCACUCGUGAUAUAGUUCUGCACAACAAGUAUGCAGAGGAUAGGUUUGCUCAGGAGUUUGGCAUCAAGGUCUGCAGCGAACUAGUGUCUGUUCGAGCCCAUGUGCUGCUUCCACCUUUGUUGAAAUAUCAUGACUCUGGUAGGGAGAAAACUUGUGCGCCUAUUGUUGGACAAUGGAACAUGAUUAAUAAGAAAAUGAUUGAUGGAGGAACUGUGGAUAACUGGACUUGUUUGAAUUUUUCACGUAUGCAUCCUGAGGAGGUACAAAGGUUCUGUACGGAUCUGAUUCGUAUGUGCAGUGCCACAGGAAUGGCUUUCAAUCCAAAACCAUUUGUAGAAGUUAUGUCAGCUGCUCCUAACCAUAUGGAGAAUGCUUUGAGAGAUGUACACAGGAGGGCCACACAAAUGCUUGCCAAACAAGGAACGGGAAAUCAGCUACAACUUCUAAUUGUAAUCCUGCCUGACUUUAGUGGUUCUUACGGGAAAAUUAAAAGAGUUUGUGAGACUGACAUUGGAAUCGUAUCUCAAUGUUGUUUGCCAAAGCAUGCUAGCAGGCCAACCAAGCAAUAUCUGAAAAAUGUUGCACACAAAAUCAAUGUCAAGGUUGGAGGGCGCAACACAGUUCUUGAGCGAGCCUUUGUAAGCAAUGGCAUACCAUCUGCGUCAGAAAUCCCAACAACCAUCAUUGGUGAUGCCACACACAUCCCACCAGGAGAGGACUCUGCAUCAUCCAUUACUGCAGUUUUUGUUUGCAUAUAUGGGUACCAAAUUUCCAUGCCUAUCAACCUGAAUACAACAACAGCAAGAGAGGUUGUUCAGGCUGCUCUUAUGAAAAGAGACAUAAAGGUUAAGGAUGCAUACUUGAGAUUCAAUGGAAGAUCGCUGAAUGAAGAUAGCUUGCUAAGUUCAGUAUACAUUUGCCAGGGCUCACAUAUAAAUGUAACUCCGAGGACAAGGGGUGGCGUGCAAGCCUACCACAAAUUGUUAUUCGAACAAUUGAGCAUAGUUCUGCAGAACAAUGCCCACAGGAUGUUUAAGGUUGUGUCGGUCCCCAAGGAUCAUGUGCAACCAAAUCAUAGUCAGUCGGUACUUUUCUUGAGCUUUUUCUCCCAAUAUAUUAUACAUCAGAUGUUAGUUUGUGUGUGCCGGGAGGGACAUCAACAAGGAUAUUGCUGGGGAGGUGCGUUUACGCUUGCGGAUAUUAUCAUCUCAAAUGGUCACAUCAUAAUUAGUCCUAAUGUGGUUCAGAUGCAAUACACCUCAGGUGGUGGCGAUGCAGAUUAUACUCAACUGCAUUAUAUAAUUGAUACCGCCUUCCUUGAGCCGUCUACGAAUACACACGCAAUCCAUGUGAAACAUUUAUUGGACUUGCUACUGAGCGAUAAUAAGGCUCUUAGGCAAGACCCGAAUUUUAUCACUUUUGUGAUCAACCAUCCUUGCCUCCUCUCUUACGCCGAAAGGCAAAUGGUCUAUUCUUUGGUGGAUCGGAUGAUUCUCAGGCUCCCUAAGCGAAGGUUCAAUAAAUUGAGAAAUCUUUUGAACGAGAAAAACCACCAAUCUUGGAUCGGCAUUGUACGGCAGGUUCCAGCUUUCCUGCGCACGUAUUUGUACCAAACGUAUACUGCAGAUAUGGACCAAGCUUUCCACCUUGGUCGUAACUUCCUAAAUCACCCGUGUCCCAGGGUGACAUUGGAGCAAGCUGAGGCGGCACUCUCAAAUCUACUUGGAUAUAUACUACCUAUCACUGUCAUGACUUUGGUUAUAAAUUUCCAGAAUCCUGCUAGAUUUAAUAUUAUUGGGAUAAUAGCCAACUCUAACGCAGACAGAAGCACAGGGCGAUUCUAACCCGAAGUGCUUGUUGCCUCCACUGCGAGUACAUGGUCUUAAUGGUGCUCUCUUUUAUUGUUCCGAGGUGCAGAGAAGUUAUUGUUCAAAGGUACAUGGUCUUAAUGGUGCUCUCUUUUGCCUUCAACUAGUCCCGAGACGAUGUUUUUGCGUAACAACCUUAAGAUGUUGUGGCUCUGAAUGUAGGCAUGUAGCCAGUGAACACCAAGUCUGUCAUGAAUGUAUCUGCCUGCCUACAUACCUAUGUAGGCCAAGGCCACCACGAACUUUGUCAUGGAAGUAGUUUUAAGCACCUAAGUGAAGAUCCUUCUGAAGCAGAUGGAUACGAAUGCUUUUGUUAAGUAGUUCUCUUGCAGCGCAUGUGAAAAACUUCUCUAAUGUACUUAAUGCUGGCAUGCAUCAACUGUCAAGUAGAUUCCUGUGCUCUGUACCUUGCUCAUUCUUUGCCGUUGUUGUGUGUGAAGUAGAUGUUUCUUGGGACUGCGCUCUGUCUUGCAAAUUUGGGAGCUUAGGUUCAAGAAUACGAAACAUUUUUCCACUUUCCACAGUGGUUUAGUAGUGGGGCGCUGGCCAUCUGCCCCAGAUGCCCCUUGUUCAUCAUCUCGUGUCCCUGCCAUGGAGACAGGGGUUCAGCAGUAGGCCCCCUGACCAUCUGUCGCAGAUGCCACUGGGUCAUCGUCGCGAGUUCCUCCCAUGUACACAGGUGAGGCAGAUGCAAGGAUCCAGCAUUGGCAUGAAGAGGAAGACGAGGCAGCGGCACACCCCGAGCAAUACGCGCGUCAGUCUCCACAGUUCGACAUGGACGCCUUCUUCAGUUGGGGUCCUCCACCUGACGAGCUUCGCCGCCUCCCAGUUAGGCGGCACACCAGUACCGACCCAGCAGUCGCAAGAGACGGAUGGUGGUCUCGUCAGACCCUCUCACGUACUUAGCACACACUUAGGGGAUCUUCCCAAAACGGGGAUGAUACUAGAGAUAUGUAGUGUCAUAUUGUUUAGGACUAUUUCUAUCAUAUAUCAGAUUAAUUAGGACUACUGUACCAUUUUCAUUUCAUUAUUCUACUUUGCUAUUAUCAUAUA